AUGGCACCUGGGGGCUUCGUGGAUUGGUGGGGAAAAGCCAUCAAUAAAGAGGUGCAUGGCGGAGUCAGAGCAGCGUGGUUUUUGUAUGUUCUGACUGUGGUAACCAACGUGGUUAUUGUCCCAAACCUGCUGAAUCUGGUCACUUACCUCCACAGAACAAUGCACAUGGGGGUCUCAGGCUCUGCAACUACAGCCACUAAUUUUAUUGGUGCCACAUCUGGCUUUGCACUGAUAGGAGCUUUCCUCUCGGACUCCAACAUUACUCGCUCUAGAACUAUGCUCCUCUUUGGUCCGUUUAUGUUUCUGGGAUACGGAUUGCUAGCACUGCAAGCCUACCUUCCCUCGCUCCACCCACCACCUUGCAACAGUGAAGCAGAGGUAAACAACUGCAAAGAGGGCCGAUUCUCAUAG
Molecule: messenger RNA, 411 nt
Organism: Triticum turgidum subsp. durum (durum wheat)
Lineage: Eukaryota; Viridiplantae; Streptophyta; Magnoliopsida; Poales; Poaceae
Source: the annotation of a GenBank genome assembly